GGCUGUGCUGGUCGCAGGGGCCCUCAUGGGAGCUGGGGAUGUGAUCGCACAGCAGCUGGUGGAGCGGCGGGGGCUGCGUGGGCACCACGGCCCCCGCACCCUGAAAAUGAUGGCCAUUGGCUUCUGCUUCGUGGGCCCCGUUGUGGGCAGCUGGUACAGGAUCCUGGAUCGGCUCAUCCCGGGGAACACAAAAGUCGUGGCUGUCAAGAAGAUGGUUCUGGACCAGGGGGGCUUCGCCCCGUGUUUCCUUGGCUGCUUCCUGGCCAUCACGGGGGCCAUGAACGGGCUGUCAGUGCAGGAUAACUGGUCCAAGAUCCAGCAGGACUACACAGACGCCCUGAUGACCAACUACUGUAUCUGGCCACCCGUGCAGAUUGCAAACUUCUACUUCGUGCCCCUGCAGCACAGGCUGGCUGUUGUCCAGUGCGUAGCCAUCGUUUGGAACUGCUACCUCUCCUGGAAAGCAAAUCAGAUGUGAGGCAGAAGCCGUGUCCCACCCCUGUCCCCAGCUUGUGCACUGACUGACCCCGCCACACCUCGGGAGCCCUUCGAGUGGGUGCCUGUGGCUGAGGAUAGGCUGAAACAGGCAGCAGCUGUCCCUCUCUCUCCCUGGGGAGACACCGUCACCAUGGCCCCCACUGCCCCAGGGACACACUGGGGAGAAGAUGGUGCCAGGGCACCCUGAGACAGGCCUGGAGUGGCUCUGGCUCCA
Lepidothrix coronata (blue-crowned manakin) is the source of this 712-nucleotide messenger RNA. RefSeq names its product MPV17, mitochondrial inner membrane protein (gene MPV17). Gene Ontology annotation, cellular component: cytoplasm; membrane. The transcript is spliced from 6 exons. The record is from RefSeq and is a predicted model, not a curated record. Lineage: Eukaryota; Metazoa; Chordata; Aves; Passeriformes; Pipridae. The coding region runs from base 26 to 478 and encodes 150 amino acids.